Cricetulus griseus (Chinese hamster) is the source of this 2512-nucleotide messenger RNA. The record is from RefSeq and is a predicted model, not a curated record. NCBI's taxonomy places the organism in Eukaryota, Metazoa, Chordata, Mammalia, Rodentia, Cricetidae.
GUUUUAAAAUGGAACAUUUCGAUGCAUCACUCAGUACCUAUUUCAGGGCAUUACUGGGCCCCCGAGAUACAAGGGUAAAAGGAUGGUUUCUUCUGGACAAUUACAUACCUACAUUUGUCUGCUCUGUCAUUUACUUACUAAUUGUAUGGCUGGGACCAAAAUACAUGAAGAAUAAGCAGGCAUUCUCUUGCCGGGGAAUUCUAGUGGUGUAUAACCUUGGACUCACCUUGCUGUCUCUCUAUAUGUUCUAUGAGUUGGUGACAGGUGUGUGGGAAGGCAAAUACAACUUCUUCUGUCAGGGAACACGCAGUGCAGGAGAAUCAGACAUGAAGAUCAUUCGUGUCCUCUGGUGGUACUACUUCUCCAAACUCAUAGAAUUCAUGGACACCUUCUUCUUCAUCCUUCGCAAGAACAACCACCAGAUCACAGUCCUACAUGUCUACCACCACGCCUCCAUGUUGAACAUCUGGUGGUUUGUGAUGAACUGGGUUCCCUGUGGCCACUGUCCAGUUUGUGCUAACAAUCAUCCAGACGAGCUGCGGGGUCAUCUGGCCAUGCACCUUCCCCCUCGGGUGGUUGUAUUUCCAGAUUGGAUACAUGAUCUCCCUGAUUGCUCUCUUCACAAACUUCUACAUUCAGACUUACAACAAGAAAGGAGCCUCUCGGAGGAAAGAGCACCUGAAGGGCCACCAGAACGGGUCCAUGACUGCCAUCAACGGGCACACCAACAACUUCGCUUCCCUGGAAAACAGUGUGAAGCCAAGGAAGCAGAGAAAGGAUUGACACGGCAGAGCCGCACCCUCCAGACCACGGCGUGUGAUUGUAAGCACAGUAUGAGUUGUGCCCUGACGCUCGUAACAGCUGCUGUCACUAGUCUGGCCUACUGUAGUGUGAUUUAUGUAGGACCUUUUCAUCAGUUCAAAACCCCUAGAAUAUGUAUACAGAUUAUACAAGUAGGCAUAUACAAUUUCUCACAUUUCUGGGCUCUCAUCGACCCCCGCGCUAGACUGUGGGAAGGGAAUGUUAUUGUAGUAUAUGACACUGCUGUUGCCUUAUUAGUUAUAACACGAUAGGUGCUGAAUUGUGGUUCACAAUGUAAAACACUGUAAUCCAAACUUUUUUUUUUAAAACUGUAGACCAUGCAUGUGAUUGUAAAUGUAAAUUUGUACAAUGUUGUUAACAGUAGAAAAACACACAUGCCUUAAGACUUAAAAAAAAAAAAAAAAAAAAAGCAGGGCCCAAAGCUUAUUAGUGUCAUUAGGGUAUGUUUCAACUUUGUAUUCAUUUGUAAUAGCUCUGUUUAGAAAAAUGAAAUAUGUGAUUUAUGAAACUAGCGUGCGAUGUGUAAACUUCAAGUGACUUGGAGAUGCGAACCCUGACGGCACCUUCAGUUUUAUAAAGCUGGCUUUGAAUAAGCCGGCUCAAAUCUAGUGGAACAGUCAGUUUAACUUUUUAACAGAUCUUAUUUUUUUAUUUUGAGUGCCACUAUUAAUGUGUUUAAAGAGGUGGGGAACGGGUCCAAAGCAGUCGUGAGACACUUGUGUUCUUGGUCCCCCAAAGUCUAGGGCGACUGUAGGGUGAGCAGGACACUUCCCACUUCUGAAGUGCUUAGUGUUUUUAUACAGGAGACAAAAAGGCCAUUCUACUUCCCAUCGUUUGGAAAGAGGAGACUUACCUUUCAGGAAGGGUGACUAGAUGUUUAUCACGUGACAGUCGCAUGGACCAGUGAUGGAGAACUGGUUGCCUGGGUCCAAAUCUUUUUAUUGUUUUUUCUGUAGUGCUGUUUGACAUAUACUUCCCUUCAAAAUGUGCCUAAUUUAACAGAAUUUACUGAGAGACCAGGAAGCACCUUAAGUAUUUUGAAGAGGUAGCUAGAGCAUGAAGGAACGGGGCAUUUGGGGAGUGAUUGCUUAUUCAGUCUAAAUCUUGGCAGCAUCUGUAAUUUUUUUCCCCCCGCUUAGCAUCUAAAGAUUGGUUUAAAGCGCUUGUUUAAAAGUAACAGACUGCUUUUCUUAAAAUCGUGUCUUGUGCACCUGAGGCGUGGUGGUCAUACAGAUGAGGAUUCUUUUAUGUGUCAUUUUUAAAGUGUUGGAAGUUUAGCCUUUGACUACCUUCUACAUUGAAAAAAAAUUGAUUGAACCACUCAUGACACAUCUUAGAUGAUUGACAAUGUAUAAACUAAUUGUGGGUUUGAUAUUUAUGUAAAUAUCAGUUUGCCAUGCUUUAAUUUUGCACAUUCAUAUUAUAAGGAGCCAAUUGGUCCUAAUUAGUCUUGUGGGUUUUCUUUUUGGAAGGAAUUGCAGCAUCUGUUUACAUUUAUCUUAUCAAAUCUAGAAUGUGUAUAUUUGUGUGUCUUCAUCCUAGGUACCAGUUUGCAGGUGUCUUUAUGUAUUUCAGUACAAAAACUAUAACAUUCAGUAGUGUGCUGUCAAAGUGUGCUUAGCUCAUCUGGAUAUACCCACACUGUUAAAUAAUGUCUAAACAUUAAUCAUUAAAACAUUUUUGAUUAUCA